AGCUACAAUAGAGUUCAGUAAUGAGAAAAAUGCUGUUGUUAGAGUACGCGAGUUUUACCAAAAGUGUAAGAAGAGUCAAAAAGAAGGAACAAGUCUUCAUAAUCGUCGUUGGCUAUAUUUUAUUGACUCUGGGGGCCAGAUUCAAUUUCAAAAGUUACUCCCAGCAUUUAUGCCUUAUGCUUCAGUUCUACUUCUAGUAGUUAAUUUAUCUAAAGAUCUUAAUGAUCCAUCUUCUACAGCUAUGCAGCUUUCUGAGGGAGAAAUUAAUGUUGGCCAGUAUUCACUCUCAGUUAUUGAAGUUUUAAAGCAGCUCCUUUCUGCAAUAACCUCUAGUGCACAACAGUAUCGUUCACUGAUUGCUGAUGAUAGCACUCUCUCUAAAUGCAUCAAGCCUCCUUCAGAUAAAUUGAAAGUCCUACCUGUUGCCACUCAUCGUGAUGAGUAUGAUGAAACAAGGACAGAAUCAGUUGAGGAAAAAAAGAAGCAGUUGAAGCAAGUUUUUAAGCUUCAUGAUUCUUGCAAGAUAAUUGGCCAUGAAGGAAGGAUCUUUCUGCAUGAAAUUGAUGGCCGUGAUGCUCUAACUGUUGACCAUAAUAGGCAUAAUCCUAAUUUGGAUAAAAUUGUUAAAAUAUUGGAUGAGAGUGCAUAUGAAAUCAAAGUCCCUUUGAAGUGGUAUUGCUUUGGUGUUCUUCUACAUGAUGUUGCUAAGGAAAGUUGCGGGAUACUCUCUUUGUCUUAUUGUCAGGAGCUUGGCCAGCAAUUAAAGGUUGGUUUGUCAUCAGAAGAAUCAUUAAGUGCUAUUAAAUUUCUCAGCUUUCUCAAUAAAUUGCUUUUUUAUCCAGAUUCACCUGCCAGUGAUUUAGUUUUUGUAAAUUUAGAAAGUCUUAUCAACAUUAUUAGAGACCUUGUGGUUUCUAUUUGUAAAGAUCACUCUGCAGUGAAUAAUGAUUUGCUACCUAAUCGUGAGCCAUUAGUAUCUCGUGGAGAACUUUCCACUGAGAUUUUAAUGGAAGCUUCAGAACAGUGUAGAAACAUUUCUCAGUCCAUCCCAAAGUUUGAGAGCAAAAUUCUUGGUCUUUUUGAGUAUCUUUUGAUUGCGGCACCAAUGCCAAAUGAAGGUUGUUUUCUCAUGCCAGCACUUCUUCCGAUCAAGAAUGUCUCUGACAUCAAUCCUUUCCCUGAUACAACCCCAUUAUUGCUGUAUUUCAAGGCUGCUGUUCCAAUGGGCCUCUUUUGUGCCAUUAUUGUUCAUCUUCUCUCUCACAAAGACUCUUCCUGGAAUGUUGCUGAAGAAGAGUCAAACUUUUCAAACUAUUUCACUUUACGAUGUCCAGACCUUCUUCGAAGUGACAUAGUUCUUGUAGAACAACUUGACUGUAUUACUGUGUAUUGUGAAGCAGCUGAUGAUUAUAUUCCAGCAAGAGAUGCUGUAGAAGAAGCAGUUGAUGUAGCAAUGUCUAAGCACAAACUUAGUACAUGUGAAAAGCCAAAAAGAGCAUUUUACUGUCCUUGUGGUAAAGGAAGGCAUGCAGCUGUAGCAUCAUGGCUUAAAACACAAAAUUGUUAUGUUUUCCGUUGCACUAGUAAUAAUAAGCCCCAAAGUCUGGCUGUGGAGUGCUUGAGUUGGCUAUAUCAGACAAGAAAACGGCAGCAUGAUGAUGAGUUACAAAAUUUACCUGAUAUUUUAGAGACAAAUAUUGCAUAUCAAGUCCUUGUAGAUAGUACAACAGAAAUCAAGGAGCAUUUUUCUGGUGAUCAUGCUGAUUUUGCAGACAAGCUGCUUGAGAUGAAUGUGAUCACAGAAAGGGAAAGAAAUACUAUAACUGAUACAUGUACUGGACAAAAUAAGUACCAGCGAAUGGGAGAAGUAAUUGAGCAUGUAAAAAAAGCAGUUCAAAUUAAAGAGUCUGUUUUUUUCCUGUUUUUGAGUAUUUUUAAUGAAAAAGGUACUCAACCUGCUACAGAGUUUGCUCAGAAACUCAUGCAAAAAUAUAAAGAUAAACUCUCUGAUGCUAAUCUGGAGUCAUUGUCAAAAAGAUCCAAACAGUAUGAACAUGAUUUGUAACCUUGAUUGAUUUUGUAAAAAUAAUUUUUUUCUAAUCUUUUUGAUAAAAAUUUGAA
This is a messenger RNA of Amphimedon queenslandica, 2121 nucleotides long. RefSeq lists its product as uncharacterized. The transcript has 3 exons. Bases 170 to 2065 code for a protein of 631 amino acids. The record is from RefSeq and is a predicted model, not a curated record. Lineage: Eukaryota; Metazoa; Porifera; Demospongiae; Haplosclerida; Niphatidae.